GGUCUUUAAAUGACCAAUCAACCAAUCACAGCUUUGCUGGUGACCCAUGUGAUCCCAGGAAUAACCUGGUCUUUGAGUGAACAAUCGGCACACAGGAUACCAUAUGAAGAACCAAUUUCCAAGUCGCAUUUCCUGUGGUCGGUGCACAUCCUGUACUACCUGCUGUUGUCAAGAUUUCCCAUUACACCCCAUUAUAUUGCUGCAGUAGACAACACCCUUGCAAGGAAGUCGACACGGAUCUUUAUCAUCCAACUGGACGUUAACAAAAUUCCCUCCAGCUUUUGGAAUCUCGGAACAGUCUGGUCUUAUUGGUACUUCCAGUGUACAUGUACUGUAUGACGUUUCCUGAAUCAAGUUUUCAAAGAAGUUUAAUUGACGCUUUGCUGCUAACUUUCAGUGUUUUCAGAUCAGAAGGGAUCAAUCUGCACUCACAGAUCUCUGAACAUUUCUGUGGAUGUAUUGAUUCCAAAGUUACAUGUAGUUGUCGUUUGGAAUCUCACCAGCUUAGUUUCCUCGACACUCUGAAAGUUGAGCAUUGUUAUUGGGUGGAAUUUGCAUUAUUAAGAUGGCAGAAAGAAGUCCAAGUCCCUACAUUCGACGGCCAGGAGGGUUUGUCACAGCAAGUACCACACACAGUCUCCACAACUUCAAUACCAGCAGUGAUCCACAUGAAGUUGAGACUCUGAGCUCUGUGGACCUGGCAUCCAGACAGCCAGCUCCGAUUGAAGAGAAACCUCAGCCAGAGCAGCAUUCUCAGGAGCCUGAGGACUUACUCAGCUCAAGAUCUGUGGCUGAGAAAGCUCGUCAUUUUAACUUGAAAGUUGAGGAAGUGUCAAAUGAGUCUUCCAGUAGAAGAACUAAGCCCAUAGAUUUGACAGGAACUCCUACAAGGACGAUAGCUAUUCAGACAGAGAAAGACUCUAGCGUCAGGCGGGACGGGAAAUCCAAGCUUCCUAUCGUACGCUGGAAUACCUUAGAAAGCUCUAGCCCAGGCCUGGGGGCUUCACCAUCUUUUCAACGUUCCACGUCCAUCCCUGACGGCCAAGUAAGACCAAGGUUUGACAUCACACCAAGACCCAAGGCACCUAGAGGUUCACUACGACGCGAGAAGUCCAUACAACAACGACGAGAAGAUGAAAGGCACAUACAGAAGUCUCGAGAAUUGAGUAACUCAUAUGAGUUGUCUUCAGAUCUCAAGAAUAAACAGGUUGAAAUGCUUGAGAAGCGGUAUGGUGGUCGCAUCAGAGCUCACCACGCUGCCAAAGUUAUUCAAGAAGCCUUUCGACAGCACAAUAUGAAAAAGGAAUUCCAGCGGCUACGUCGCACUCCAUCAGAGAGUCGUAUCUCGCGUUACUUAGACAGUCACUCCAAGCAGUGGGGCAUUGGUGGAAGUCGUGCUAGGGUGAUGGUUAUUGGCAGUUCAGGCCCUACUUCCCCUGUCUCCACAAAGACUCCACUCAAGGGUAUACAAGAACUGGGAGCUGUAGAGCAACUACGUGGAAUUGAAACUGUAGGUGCAGAGAAGAAGAAGCACAAAGUCCAUCAUAAUAACAGUAACAAUGUCACACCUAAACGAGGUUUAGUUGCAUCUGCCAGUCCAGACCUAAAGGUGAAAGCUGACGGUGAUGCCUCCUCGGCAGAGAGAAGUCGUUUGAGUUCACAGACUGUUGUGGUGACAUUGACUAUGCAUAGACAAUCAGAUGAGAGUGAUACAUGUAGUCAUACUAGCACAGAUUCUACACCACUUGGCUCUCGUGAUGACUUGACUGCAAGGGGCGACAACCAAAGUUCUAGUCCCGCAAAUGUAGCCACAACUGAGAAGACCAUCAAGAUGGUAAUACAAAACACGGAAUUGAGAGAUGGUGGCGGUAGGGCUUUCUCCUGUAGGCUUGGCAGCCCUGGUCAAGUUGCUUGUGCUAAGAGACUUCCAUUUGAUGACUUAGACCAGACGCCUCAAGUCCGUGACUCGACCAAGAACGAACCAACUGCGCUGACAGAAGACAAAGCGUCUGUCGAUCAGAGCGAAGCAACACAAAUAGAUUUCAAGGACGAAAUAGUUACUGGUGAAGAUGUUGUUGAAGUCGCUAACAAAGUUGAACAUGAGAUGGAACAAGAUGAGCCAGGGACAGUAGUCCCAGCUCCAGAGGAGCCAGUGAUGGAAACUACUUUUGAAGUGAGUGUUCAGGAGGAAUCUUGUGCCAGUCCUUCAACGCCUACCGGUACCUCAUCAGGUGAAGUAGAAAGCCCCUUGGUGCCAGCCAUCAGUAUGGAAAACAGAAAAACUGUUGUGUCUAAAGCUGUGAUCAAAGAGGGUAAGGCAAGUCCCAGCACUAAGAGAGCCAAGAAAAGCCCCAAAAGUAAAAACGGAGAGGACAUUUCUCCCAAGAAGAAGAACUGGCCAUUUUCCCGAAGCAAAAGUGGCGAUCGCACACGAAAGGGUUCUCCUACCAACUCUCCUAAACCACAACGGCACAAUCCUAGGGCAUCAGUGCAAAGGGAAUCAACGGAGAGCGUACAGAAGCAGCCAUCAAGCAGUGAGGAAGUGCAUGAAGGAAAUGUGCAGGGGAAACUCCAUGUUGACAGUCCUCUGCAAUACCGGAAGUCCAGUUCCUCCUCAACAGAUAGUCAGAAUAUAUCAAUCGAGCCAAAACCGUCUAUUACACAACCCAACGAGGAUCCUUAUGAAAGGCCACGCAUGCACACUGUGGGAUCUGUUGAAGCCCUUGCCAAGAAAAAGAGUGCUCAGGAAUCAGAGAAAAUGCGGUCCAACUCUCUAAGCAGUGGGGAUCUGGGUGACAGAUCAGAUCAGAUCUCAUUAGCCUCUACGGUCACCACCAGUGAUUUUGAUAGAGAAUCCAUGCAGGAUGUACCUGCCGUGACUGUAGCAACACCAGAGGGUUCAUUGACGAUGCUGGAUAAGAUCAUCUCCACCUCCUCAAUAGACUCGGACUCAGAUGAUGAGGAUGAGGUUCAUACACCUUGUCAGAAGCGUGCCUCCUUGCCAAUUGUCAGCUUGUCCGGCCACACGGCUUCCACACCUCCAACCUCCGCAUCCAAGCAGCUGGUUUCUAGGGUGCAGAGCGCCAGUGGGAUGGAGUCCCCAAUCUGGAAGAGAAAGAGUCAGAACACCAAAGUGGCAACCAGAAAUGGGACAUUGGUCAACGGAACCGCAGGGGUACCAAGCAAGACUCUGGCCCGAUCAGAAACAGGAGACAGUAUGAGUAGCGAGGGUAGUAACUCGUCUUGUCGCUUCACAGUUGGGGAUGAUUCCAGUAUAACAGAUAGCCUGGACAGUCUGUCCUUAGAGUCUAGUUUCAUGGAGUCAUUGGAGAAGAGACCCAUAGACCCAAUGCUUAGUAUACCAAUGACAGCUGUCCGCUGGAGGAGAUAUAGGAUUGGUCUCAAUCUUUUUAACAAAAAACCAGAGAAAGGAAUCAAGUUUUUAGUAGAUAAUAAAUUUGUUGAGAACUCUCCGAAUGAAGUUGCCAAGUUUCUCCUGAAUCGGACAGGGCUGAGCAAGGCUAAGAUUGGAGAGUAUCUGGGCAAUCUCCAGAAGGAGUUCAACAUGCUGGUCCUAGAGUGCUACGUAGAUGAGAUGAACUUCCGUGAUUUGUGCAUUGAUGAAGCAUUACGUAAAUUCCAGACAGCAUUCAGACUUCCAGGAGAAGCUCAGAAGAUAGAGAGACUCAUGGAGGCCUUUGCUCAGCGAUAUUGUAUCUGCAAUGGUGAUGUGACCAGGGCCUUUCAGAAACCAGAUACAAUCUUCAUCUUAGCGUUUGCCAUCAUCAUGCUGAAUACUGAUCUGCAUAGUCCCAAUAACAAGCCAGAGAGACGCAUGAAGCUCCAGGAUUUCUUGAAAAACCUCAGUGGUAUUGACGAUGGCUGUGAUAUUGAUCCUGAGCUUCUUCAUGGUAUCUACAAUCGCAUCCGGCAACAUCCUUUCCAGCCAGGAAUGGACCAUACAAGUAUCGUCUUCAAGAUUGAACAGAAUAUCACUGGCAAUAGACCGAUCCUAGCUGAACCUCAUCGUCGUCUAGUCCGUGAUUGCAGCUUGUCAGAGGUCUACGAUCCCACCAAGAAAGACAAGAAGCAUCCCAGACAUGUCUUUCUCUUCAAUGAUAUGCUCAUGGUUACUAAACUGUACAAGAAGAAGACCGGGAGUAUCUAUGGCUUCAAGAAGGCCUUCCCAUUGCACACUGCUUGCGUGCUGGAUUUCUCCUCACAAUAUUAUCCCCAUGGGAUCCGUCUGGUAGCAGCCAUGAACAACCGUACACUCAUCACCUUCUGUGCCAACUCCCAGGAAGAGAAGAUGAAAUUUGUGGCUGAUCUGAGAGAGACGGUCCAAGAGGUCAAUGAGAUGGAGGACAUUAGAAUAGGAGUUUACCCCCCAAGGGAAAUGUGUCCCUGGGAAGCUGAGCUAGAGAGGCAGAAGAUUGUGCGCAAGAGCCAGGCAAGUACAGCUGACUCUGGACUGGGUCUGGAUACGGAGAGCUUUGCUAGUACACAGAACCUGAGUGGUAGCAUGGACUCAUUAGCACCACAGGCUAGCGACAGUGGUACCUUGAAGAGGACUGCACUGUCCAACUCACUCAUGGACCUGAAGGAAGCAUCAGCCAAGAAGAAUCACAGGAACAGUGCUAGUUCCUUAGACAGUGGAGUGACCCUGGAUAUCAACGCCACAAUGCCCCUCCCCAGAAAGAACCGCACCGGCACCAACCCCGUCAGUUCAGUCUUCAGCACACGACGCAACAAAGUCACCCAACCGACCUUCGACCUCAGCACCGCAGGCAAUAGCGACACCUCGGACUCGUGAUGUGGUCUAUUCCACGCUGGUGUAACAAGCCAUUAAGCCCCAGGCAUGUGCACUGGCUCUUCAUGAGCCCAGUCUCUUAAACAUCUCACCCAUAGAUUGUGUCAGCUGAUGGUAUUGUACAAAUUGCAACAUGAUCAGAGAAAUAGUAGUGGCAAGUUACACUGAGUGAGAGGAGGUAGUGUGAAAUCACUGGUGCCAAGGUGGGCUGAUGUGGACUACCAUAGCUCCUAACGUGGACAAGUAAUACACUACUUACCCGAAAUGAACCAUGUUGUAUUUGUUCUGUUACACCCAUACAUAAUUCAUUAGUUCCAUUGUAAGAAAUUCAUUGGAAUUCCAUGGAACAUCCCUCCCAUGAAAUGCGUAUAUACUGUCAUUCUUGAAGGUUGCAGUGUGGUACCACUAGCAACCCGACUUGCAUGUGCAAUUGUUGCAUAGCUCAGGGUUUCAGAGCUAAUUAUGGGGUACUGCUGUCCUGGUAGCACUGACUGGUUUACGUGCCUCAUGCGUGUGCCGUGUGUGCAGGGUAGCUGCUUUUGCUUCCCAGACAAACCUAUGCAAGUAUGAAUAAUGCUUUAAGCUUCACUUGUUGUUACUGUA
Patiria miniata (bat star) is the source of this 5413-nucleotide messenger RNA. Its product is annotated as IQ motif and SEC7 domain-containing protein 1-like. Lineage: Eukaryota; Metazoa; Echinodermata; Asteroidea; Valvatida; Asterinidae. Gene Ontology annotation, molecular function: protein binding; guanyl-nucleotide exchange factor activity. The record is from RefSeq and is a predicted model, not a curated record. Bases 566 to 4813 code for a protein of 1415 amino acids. Gene Ontology annotation, biological process: actin cytoskeleton organization; regulation of ARF protein signal transduction. The transcript has 14 exons.